Messenger RNA from Labeo rohita (rohu), 837 nucleotides. RefSeq names its product complement C1q-like protein 2. The annotation marks the transcript as partial. Gene Ontology annotation, molecular function: protein binding. NCBI's taxonomy places the organism in Eukaryota, Metazoa, Chordata, Actinopteri, Cypriniformes, Cyprinidae. The transcript has 5 exons. The record is from RefSeq and is a predicted model, not a curated record.
AAUGAAGCAUUGAAAACCACAGUACAAGAUUCACAAAAUAAGCUUGAAUCUUUCCAGAAAGAGAACGAAGCAUUGAAAACCACAGUACAAGAUUCACAAAAUAAGCUUGAAUCUUUCCAGAAAGAGAACGAAGCCAAAAAAGUCGCCUUUUCUGUUGGACUUCUGGAAUCUGGAACAGGAAACACUGGGCCCAUUAGAACUGGGCAAACUCUGGUCUACAAAAAAGUCUUUAGUAAUAUUGGAGGUGGCUAUGACUCAAAUACUGGUGUUUUCACAGCACCAGUGAAAGGAGCGUAUUACUUCAAAUUUUACGGUCAUUGUCAUGGUGGAACCACAAUGGCAGUUAGUCUCUUGAAGAAUGGUCAAACCCAGUGCUCUCUGCAUUCUUGGAAGCCUACCUCCAACAGUAAUGCCAGCAAUGGUGUUGUUCUCACACUGGAGACCGGUGAUCAAAUUUAUACACAACUUUGGCCGAACACCUGGGUUUAUGAUGAUCCAGCAAGUUACACAAGUUUUGGUGGUUUUCUGAUUUUUCCCUUGUGAAUGUCUUCUGUAACCCAUAUCCAGUGCAGUACACAAUGUGUAAAUUAUUUUAUGGAAUUUAAUUGUUCCUGUGUAAGUGAACUAUAUCUUUGUAAGUAAGAGUAAACAUUGGGCACAAAGAAGGGAGAUUAUUGCUUUUGUUACAAUAGCUGCAAGUCUAAACAAAGCAGAGUGAAAAAGAGUAAAGGAGCUAAGCUCAUGAUCUUUCUAAGAACAAGUGUAGCACUUACCAUGUUUCUAGCAUAUCAAAUGUUGAACAUUUAAUUAAAAAAAAAAAAACAAUUAUGUCACUGA